This is a messenger RNA of Cucurbita maxima (winter squash), 750 nucleotides long. Its product is annotated as 16.9 kDa class I heat shock protein 1-like. The transcript has 2 exons. The coding region runs from base 16 to 591 and encodes 191 amino acids. NCBI's taxonomy places the organism in Eukaryota, Viridiplantae, Streptophyta, Magnoliopsida, Cucurbitales, Cucurbitaceae. The record is from RefSeq and is a predicted model, not a curated record. Gene Ontology annotation, biological process: protein complex oligomerization; protein folding; response to salt stress.
CAUUGGGCCUCAACUAUGGGCUUCUUUGCAUAUUCAAAAAACAGAACAAUGAACUUACCCAAUUGGUCCAGAAGAUUUUGGAAUUUUCUACGCAUCAAUUUUGAACCAAAAUUCAAAAAGGGGAACGAAAACACCAGAAGACCCACGAAAUAUCUCAAAAUUCCAAGAUUUUUGGGUGGGCGUGGGAGCAACAACUCGGACCCCAUGUCAUUGUCAUUGGAUGUUUGGGAUCCAUUUGAUCGGGAGACAUCUGCUAUGGCCAACGCCCGCAUCGACUGGAAGGAGACCCCAGAAGCCCACAUCUUCAAGGCCGAUCUUCCUGGGAUGAAGAAGGAGGAAGUGAAAGUAGAAGUUGAAGAAGGCAGAGUUCUGCAGAUCAGUGGAGAAAGAAGCAAAGAGAAGGAGGAGAAGAAUGAUAAAUGGCACAGAGUCGAACGAAGCAGUGGGAAGUUCGUGAGGAGAUUCAGGCUGCCGGAGAACGCUAAAGUUGAAGAGGUGAAGGCUAGCAUCGAAAAUGGAGUUCUCACUGUGAGGGUGCCUAAGACGAAAGAGAAGAAGCCUGAAAUCAGAUCCAUUGAAAUCUCAGGCUAAACAUUUGUUUCUGUUGGUCUCUGUUGCAAUGUGUGAGUCUGAAGGUUUAAAGUUGUUGGGCGUGUGUGUAUAAAAAUUAGUGUAAAAUGGAAUGUAAGCAAAUAAGAAAACAAUAAUAUCAGCCUACUAAUGUACAUAUAUUUUGAGUUCCAGUUCCAA